ACGAGAUAAACGUCCUCUUGCCUCCGCCGAGCUGCUGCAGCGCCCCGCGCACGAGGAAAACACGGUGUCAUUACGGGAUAUAACUGUUUCCUUUCACCGGCGAGCUUCGUCACAGGAAAAAAAAAAAAAAAAAAAAAAAGGGUUGAGAACGUCUCCAGCUCCUCGGUUAUGGUCCCGGCGCGUCGCUCCGGCGGUGAUGUGAGCUGAGCUGGCGGGACGCCGCAGAGGAGCUGUCCGUCUGUCGAGGUGCUGAUGCGGCUGUGACAGAAGCGAGCAUGGCUGCCGGGAAGUUGCUGCUGUACGCCGGGCUCUCUCUGUCUCUGUGCGCCCUGGGCAUGCUGGCCGUGGCGAUGUGCUCCGACCACUGGUACGAGACCGACGCCAGGAGAUACCGGGACCGCUGCCGGAGCUUCUCCAGCCGCCGCAAGGACCCGGGAUUCAUCUACAUCCCCAACAACAGCCUGCCGCUGCGGGCCAGCCGGAGCAGCCCGCCCCGCUGGGAGGAGAAGCUGCUGCUGGCCCGGAACCGGCGGCAGCUGUUCGCCAUGAGCGCCGCGGAUGAGUGCAGCCGGCAGUACAACUCCACCAACAUGGGGCUGUGGAGGAGGUGCCACCGGCUGGGCUUCGACCAGGAGAUCGAGGACCUGAUCCGGAAAGGUUCCAUCGCACGGUGCUCCUACAUCAAGUAUCACUACUCCUCGGCUACGAUACCCAAAAACCUCUCGUACAACAUCACCAAGACGAUAAGGCAGGACGAGUGGCACUCCCUCCACUUGCGGAGGAUGACGGCGGGCUUCAUGGGCAUGGCGGUGGCCAUCAUCCUGUUCGGCUGGGUCAUCGGCGUGCUCGGCUGCUGCUGGGACCGAGGACUCAUGCAGUACGUGGCCGGACUCCUCUUCCUCAUGGGAGGAACUUUCUGCAUCAUCUCCCUCUGCACCUGCGUCGCCGGCAUCAACUUCGAGCUGUCCCGUUAUCCGCGGUACCUGUACGGUCUGCCCGACGACAUCGGCCACGGCUACGGCUGGUCCAUGUUCUGCGCCUGGGGCGGCCUCGGCCUCACCCUCAUCGCCGGCUUCUUCUGCACCCUGGCCCCCUCUGUCCAGCCAAUACCCCGAUCCACCUGCCCCAAGUCCCGACAGGAGAACGGCACCGUCUGCUAAAGACGACCGACUGAACCCCCAAAAUCAACA
This is a messenger RNA of Labrus mixtus (cuckoo wrasse), 1190 nucleotides long. RefSeq names its product transmembrane protein 178Bb (gene tmem178bb). Gene Ontology annotation, cellular component: membrane. The record is from RefSeq and is a predicted model, not a curated record. Lineage: Eukaryota; Metazoa; Chordata; Actinopteri; Labriformes; Labridae. The transcript is spliced from 4 exons. Bases 276 to 1160 code for a protein of 294 amino acids.